AUGGCUGCGCUGUCGUCUUCGAUUUUUUCUCUACCGCUACCGCCUUGGCUCCAGCCGCCUGGCACUCGCGUAUCUCGAUAUGACCGCCGGAAACGCAAAAGGAGUGUGGGGUGGAGUGAAAGCGAGCUGAACGGCGAAGAAACAACGGAUAUCGCCUCGGCUACGGAAUCUGAGCCCGCUGGGCCUCCCUUGGUCUUGACACCAAAUGAAUCCCAUCAAUACCGAAUUGCCGGUUUCCCAUCCAACCAAGAAUUGCCGAAAGGCCAUUUCCCUCAUAAGGCAGAUAAUGAUGAGCAAUCUAGAAGAGAGACUGCCUCACGCCACCUCAAAGACUUAGCGGGAUUAUCACCUCCAAUCUACCCUCCUCAGUCGACCCAGCAAGGCAACCUUCGCUUCCAACACCUAAGUGCAUUGACAGCCAUUUUACAUCGAUGUAUGCUCCAAGGUGAUUACGUUCGAGCCGGACGAGCUUGGGGCAUGAUCUUGCGCGAAGAUUACAGAGGCUUUCGAAUGGACGUCCGCAGUGAAGGAAGGUGGGGCAUUGGCGCUGAAAUUUUGCUACGGCGUGACGAACAGGAAAUCCCAGCCAAUCUUGGUACCAUUAAGGUGCCGAAUGCGAUGGACAGCACACCCAUCAAUUUUACCACCAAGGGCUUUGCGGCAGCUAAAGAAUAUUAUGAACGACUUAUUCUCAAUCACCCAUUCAUGAAAUCUUCACCACAGUCUAUCUCCUCUUUGCACUUCUACCCUGCAAUGUUUGGGCUUUGGGUGUAUAUCACACAGGAAGAAAGCAAGGCAACUAGGAAAAAUAUUACCCUUCGCCAAGAAGAAGAGCCUGAUGAGUUUUCUGAGGAUGACAAUUCAGAAUCUGAAUUUGGCCACCCUCGGAAGUCACAAAACAAGACAGAUGCUGCCAUCACAGCAAUUAGGGCACUGGAGUUGGCACAGGCGCAGCAAAUUGCUGCGCGUAUGGACCAGCUCCUAGGGUCUCCUCCAUACUCGGACUCGCCAGAAUUGCUGGAGCUCAGAGGCAUGAUCUGUUUGUGGAUCGGUGAUCUGUUGCUGCUCACUCUACCAUUACCGGCCCACUUCGAAGACUACGACGACCACGACCCAAUGCUCAUGGAUAGGACCCCAGGCUCUCUUGAAGCGAGACGUGAGCACAGGCUUGCAACCGAAAAGAAAGCAGCUGAAGUCCAAAGAUCGAUUGAGCUCUUCGAGAAGGCCAAGAAACGAGGCAGGGGUGUUGCAUACAAUCUGGAGAGUCUUCAUAUUGAUGAUGAUUCUGCUGAUUGA
Messenger RNA from Penicillium roqueforti, 1296 nucleotides. RefSeq lists its product as uncharacterized. The coding region runs from base 1 to 1296 and encodes 431 amino acids. The record is from RefSeq and is a predicted model, not a curated record. Gene Ontology annotation, biological process: transcription initiation at RNA polymerase I promoter; nucleolar large rRNA transcription by RNA polymerase I. Gene Ontology annotation, molecular function: RNA polymerase I general transcription initiation factor activity; RNA polymerase I core promoter sequence-specific DNA binding; TBP-class protein binding. The transcript has a single exon. Gene Ontology annotation, cellular component: RNA polymerase I core factor complex. NCBI's taxonomy places the organism in Eukaryota, Fungi, Ascomycota, Eurotiomycetes, Eurotiales, Aspergillaceae.